GACAAGAGUAAAUACUGAAUUCUAUUACAUCAAAAGUAUCCUUCCACUAACCACAUUGUUUACCGUCCGUUGGAUUCAAUUGAAGGUCAACAUUGUAAGGACCUUUGAAUGUGCAUAUCAUGCAAAAAGAAACUAAACCCGAAGACUCUAUACCCGGAAUUUUAGAGUCCACACCAGUCAUUCCGAAACACAAGAAAUCGCAUGUGUCUCGUUUGCUUGAGACUUUAGCCGUUUUCCUUCAUAGUGUCAGCUUGACGCUUACUGCAUCUUGGUUUACAAUAUUAUGGAUGUUUUUACCGAUAUGGCCUAUUCUUUUGGUAUAUAUAGGAUGGCUAGUAUACGACGACGCUUUCACGACAUCUAAGGAUCGUCAAAGUUCAAGGUUAAGAGGAGCUGCUCCUUAUCACUGGUUUUGCCAUUAUUUCCCUAUUCGUCUUCACAAAACAGCGAAUCUUGACCCAAAGAAAAAUUAUAUUUUCGGCUACCAUCCUCACGGGAUUCUUUCCCUAGGAGCCUUCGGCGGCUUCGCAACACAGGGUGCUGGAUUCAGCAAGCUAUUUCCCGGCAUAAACACUUCAGUAUUGACGCUGAAUUCUAAUUUUUAUGUACCUGUAUAUCGUGACUAUUUACUCGCUUUGAACGUUAAGUCUGUUUCAAAGAAGUCUUGUGUAAAUAUUUUGACCAGAAAUCCUGGCGACAGCGUUGUUAUUGUAAUUGGGGGAGCACAGGAAUCGCUGUUAUCCCGCCCUGGCCAAAAUAAUUUGGUAUUGAAGAAGAGAUUGGGAUUUGUCAAAUUGGCCUUUUUGACAGGGUCGAGUUUGGUUCCUUGCUUUGCUUUUGGUGAAUCUGACAUUUUCGAGCAAGUGGACAACAAUCCUCAAACUCGCAUCUAUAGAUUUCAAGAAAUUGUAAAAAAAGUAGCCGGUUUUACUAUCCCCUUUUUCUAUGGUCGAGGACUAUUGAACAAGACAUUUGGCCUUAUGCCUUGGAGAAAGCCUAUCAAUAUUGUAGUCGGAGAACCCAUCGACUUGCCCAAGAAGUCGGACCCCACAAGUCAAGAGCUCUAUGAAGCUCAAGAGGAGUAUAUUCGCCGUCUUGAGGGAAUUUGGAACAAUUACAAAGAUGUAUUUGUUCCAGAAAGAGUUAAAGAGUUACAUUUGGCUGCUUAAAUGUCAUCAUUUCAGGUUUUCUCAUAAUUCUUUUUUCAGCCUUUCAGGUCCUUUCUAACUUUCUACAUAUUUAUAUUCUUCCCCUCUUUUAAAUUUUGUUACUCUUGUUUAAUUGGCCUUUUCUUCAUUUAUUCCAUAAAGUUUGUCACUAUACUUACUGUUUCUUCUUUAUAUAUAAAUACUUCUCUUACCUAACUUCACCUAUGCUUACAAUCUUCUCUCCUUUCUCGAAUACAUAAGAAUUCAAACAUGCUCUCGAAUUUUUCUCUUCCCGUUGAUGUAUGAAACAGAACUGCUAUUUUGAUAAAAGAUGUUCAAGACGAGCCUUUAGGCGGCCAAGUAGGCUUUCUUACGAUGCCAAAUAGACUCGCUUGUAGAAUAACCAAUCUUCUACAAACUUAAUUACCAGAAACAGCCUUAUUCAUGUUGCUUUAACUACAAGUUGUGCCUGUAAUUAGGAUAGGAUGGCUGUAAAGUAGAAAACACUACGGCGAUACUGGUCAACAAUAGUUUAUAAAGAAGAAGGUAAAUCCUACUGAAUUAUUGUUGUUAUUCAUUGCUUUUCUAAUAAACCCCUUAUAAUUUUGCUUUGUAGUUUAUAUAUAUAUGUCAUUGUUGAUUAAUGC
Schizosaccharomyces cryophilus OY26 is the source of this 1795-nucleotide messenger RNA. RefSeq names its product diacylglycerol O-acyltransferase Dga1. Gene Ontology annotation, cellular component: endoplasmic reticulum membrane. Gene Ontology annotation, biological process: triglyceride biosynthetic process. Lineage: Eukaryota; Fungi; Ascomycota; Schizosaccharomycetes; Schizosaccharomycetales; Schizosaccharomycetaceae. The record is from RefSeq and is a predicted model, not a curated record. Gene Ontology annotation, molecular function: diacylglycerol O-acyltransferase activity. The coding region runs from base 120 to 1169 and encodes 349 amino acids. The transcript is spliced from 4 exons.